AAUUUAAUUUGACAAAAAACAAUACUGUUGCCAAUCAAAGUGAAAAACAACUGGGCAAGUAGAUCAGUUCAAGUCGUCAUUGGAUUAUACUUUUCAAUCGCCAAAAAUAGAUAGAGAAUAUUUAGAAGUAAAUAUAUACCGAAUAACGACGACAAGAUACGAACGAUUCAUUAUAACGAUUUAAGUAAACAAUGGGAGUAGGAAGUAGUUUACAAAAUAGUGCGAAGAAUUAUGAACCACCACCUUUACCUCCACCCUUUUACACUGGAGGAUAUUUAUCUGGAACACCUCGAGUAUCUUCUAUUGAAAAAUCUUCACAAGCUGCUCCAGCAGAUGAACCUAGAAUACGUGCAAGUUUAAGGAACGAAGAAUAUUGGCAGCAAAGACCAUCUGUCCCCAGUUUAUCAAAUCUUCGUCAACCUCAAGAAACUCUGUUAACUUACGCUGCACAAAUGACUGGCUGGCAAUCAGAAUAUACUCCAAGUGCACCAUCAGUUCAUCAAGAAGCUAUGGAGCUCACAAGAACCGUAUCUCAUUUAGCGGCAGCAAAUCACCAGCUUGCAUCUGCACAUAAUGCGCUCUUAGCACAGUUGGAAAGGCUGUACAUGGAAUUAAACAGAGAAAGAGAUAAGAAAGCAUCAUUAGCGGAUAUAAGUAACCAAAGUGAAGGUGAUAAUGAUUUAAUUAGACGUAUUGAAGCAAUAGAAAGUAUAAUCCAAGGAGAGUUGCAUAAUUCAACAAAGGCAAAGAAUCGAUCUCCUGAAGAGAAAAUUCAUAAAAGUUUCUCACAAAAACGAGGAAAACAUUUAGAUGAAAAAAAAGAUUUAGAAAAUAGAAAACAAGAAUAUCAAAAAGUACUUGAGAGGAUACAGAUAUUGGAGAAUGAGUUAGAACCUCCUGGGAAAAGUGAUGUAGGAUUCAAUGAACCUGAAACUUCUCAAGAUAAAAAUAGAGUAUUGGAUUUACUUAAAGAAAUAUCACGACUGAAAACUGAUCAGCUGGAGACCCAGGAGGUCAACAAGAAGCUUGCGGGUGAAUUGGAAAAACAGAAAAAAUUAAUGGAAAGAUUGAGGAGGGAUUAUGAGGUAUCAAAAAAUCAUUGUGAAAUAGUUGAAUCACAUUUAAGUGCAAGAGAAGAAGAAUUGGAGCAAUUAAAAAAAGACUUUGACAUAGCAAAGUCCGAGACUUUAAAAGUAACAAAGGAAUUGGAUGCAUUCCAUGAGGAAAAAGACACUACAACAGCAAGGAUUAAAGAUUUAGAACGAGAUUUACAGAAAGCUGAGUUGGCAAGAAAUGAAACUAUUACAUUAGCUGGUGAAGAAAGUUGGAAACUACGAAGUAGACUUCAAGAAGAAAUAAAGAAUAAAAACAAACAAAAUGAGGCUUUUGAAGAAUCCUUGCGAGAGAUACAAAGACUGAAUGAAAUUAUUGAGGGAAUUAAGAAAGAAAGGAAAUGUGAUGAAAGAGUUUCAAGUAAUGCAUCAACUGAUGUUGAUGGAGCACUUGAUCGUCCAGGCUUGGAAGAAUUUAAGAAGGAUCUUAGCAUGAAAAGAGAAGCAAGACAACGAGCAAUAGCUGCAGUAUCUUCGGAAAUGGAUAGACUGAGAAGGGAAUUAGAUGCUGAGAAGGAGGCUCAUUCAGAAACAUCACGAGUUCUAGAUUUAUUAAAAUCCCAGGCUGAGAAUGCAUCAAGAAAAAGUGAAACAUUCUCUGUUGGAACAACCACAAGUAAUAGCGACAAUUGGCGGAUUCAAAGUGAAUGGCAAGAACAAAAUCCUGUUCAUCUUGAUGUACAAAGACUUACAGAUGUGCUGAAGGUUUCGGAUGAGCUACGAGCUUGCAUUAGAGUACAAAUAGAAAAAAUUGAUGAUCUCCGAUAUCAUUUAGAAUGCGAUCCUGAAACAAACGCAAGUCGUAUUGAGAAAUUAAAAGAAAUAGCAAAUACUAAUCGAGAAGUAUUCAGGACUCGUGAACAACAAAUUAAUAGUCUGAAAAAUAUUUUAUCUACGUCUGUAGCUCGAUUAGGUGAUGAUCAAUUUCAUAUGGAUGUUGUUGAAGAUCUUAGAACUGAGCAUAAUUGUCAAUUAGAUGAUAUUAGACAAUUAAAAAAUCUCUAUGAUGAACGAUUAAGAGUUUUGGCAGAAUUGAAAGACACCUGUAAUAAAGAAUUAAUCAAUGUUAAAGACGUAUUAAAGAGCAUUUUAAAAGAGAAGGAGAUAUUGGAUGAGGAUUACGCUAAAGCUGAAGAAAAAAUUGAUCUACAACAAACGGAAAUAGCAAACCUUGAGUCACAGUUAGGAUUAACCAAAGCUGAUUGCCGUGAUCUUCAAAAUCAAAUGUCUCUGAUAAAUGGUUUAUUUUCACAAAUGUUAUUAAGUGCUUCUUCGGCUGAUAUGGAUCUUGAUAGAUUAACUCAAUUGCUACAGGAAAAUCACGACUUAAUAAGUGAAAUGGCCCGCGAAGAAGGAACAGAAGCAGCAGCAUUACCAAAACUACUUUUAGAUCUUGUGGAACAAGUAGAAGGUCGCGAGAAAACUAAAUCUGAUGGAGAUUCUGAGAAGAAAGAAGAAGAUCAACAGGAAGAAAAUAUUGCUAAUAAUCUACCUAAAGUCUGGAGGGUUUUGCUUGAAUUAUUAAGUUGUCAUGCGGCGCAAGGAUCAACAUCAACCUCUUCGAAUUUAUUAUCCACUGAUCCUAAUGUCUGUUAUAAAUCAGUUGAUACUCCAGCUGGACCUAGACUUGUAAUAUCUGUUAGUAAGACUUAUAUACGUUUAAAGGAAUUAAUUCUUGAGAAGAAACAUCUUGAGAAGGAAAUGGGCAGAUUAAAGCAAUUAAAUUCACAUUUGGAAAGUAAAUUAGGUGAGCAGGAAAAACGAUUGUCAACUAUAUCAGAUGAAUUAAGUAAAACUUGGAGUAUUGUUGGAAGAAUGCAAGCUCAGCAUCAACAGCUUCAUACACAUGAGAAAAUAUUGAGGUAUGAGCUUCAACAGAAACGUAUUAUGCUACAAGAAUUGAAACAAGAGCUAGAAUAUUGUAGAGAAAAGUGGGAAUCUGCAAGACAAAAGAAUACUAAUACGGAAAUGGAAUGGAGAAAUUUAAGAAGAGAGUUUGCUGCUAGAAAAAUGUUAGCGGUUGAUGAUUCUUUCAAUAACAGUGCUGAAAGUGGAUUCAGUGAUGAGAGAGGUGAUGACACGGAUGAAGAUGAUAUUCCUAAUGAAGAAAGACUUAGAAUUGGCCCACGUCGAAGGACCAGAAAAGAAAGUCCAAGGACACCUACACCAGAUACUGAGUCCGACCAUCCAACAGACAAUGAAUCAUCAGAAUCAAAAGCAGUAUCAACUACUUCGGACGCAUCAUCAUCUGAACAAAGAACUUCCACUCCAGAUAUAACUCAUAAUGCUCAAUUAAUUGUCAUAGAAGAAGAUAUUCCUGAGCAAAGAGUUGAAGACUUUGAUCCAUUAGAUCGAGCAUUAGCAAAUGUAAUACAAAAUUUAAUUGAUGCUGAUGGUACGAAUGGCAAUCGAAAUGAAAGAACAUCUUUAAAUUCGGAUGUUGAAGAACCGUUAGAUAAUUCUCAAGGAGAAAAUAAUUUAUUUAAAAUAGAACCGUUAGGAGCUAAUAAUACCGUUUCCGUUUUUUCAAUUGGUCCUUUCCCUACUAUACCUUCAACGACUACGUUAAAUAAUGAGUCAGAUAAUCAUGCAGAAAAGAGCGAAGAAACGGCUAAUAUAAGAAUCCCUACCAUUGUAGUGAACGAAGAAACAAAAUCAAAUGAGAUAGAAAAUACCAAAAGUUCUACUGAAGCAAUGACUGAUAUUAACACAGUAUUAAAAGAGAAUAAAGAAGAAGCACGAACGGAAAAAGCCAGUGAAUUGCCGUCAACAUCAACAUCUAAUUCAUCAAAACCAAGCAGAAGUCCAGAAGAAGUUCUUGCUGCACGAGCAGCACGAUUGAAACGUCUUGAAGAGCAGGCAGAUUGGUUAAUGAAAAAAAUGAAUGCAACAAGUCAACGUGGAUCUGCACUUAGUACAAGGUUGGAAGAACUUCAUGAAGUUUAUGGAGAACCUCCAGCUCCACCACCUUUACCUGAUGUUUUACCCUCUGUAAGACUGCCUACAGAUUUAAAUACAAUUCAGGAAGGAGAAACAUCGCAAAAAGAUUCAGAAAAAAAAUUGUAAAUGAAAUGAUGUCUGUGAAGAAUAUGAUAAACAAUUAAAUGUGUGAUUUAUACUGAGUGUUUUUCAUAAAAGAUCAUAAUUGUAAAAAUAUUUUAUUGAAAUAAAAAAUAAUGUCAAACAACAAAA
Messenger RNA from Chelonus insularis, 4304 nucleotides. Its product is annotated as cingulin-like protein 1. NCBI's taxonomy places the organism in Eukaryota, Metazoa, Arthropoda, Insecta, Hymenoptera, Braconidae. The transcript is spliced from 12 exons. The record is from RefSeq and is a predicted model, not a curated record. The coding region runs from base 192 to 4178 and encodes 1328 amino acids.